AUGGCGUCCACCGUCCACAAUGGAGACGACCAUCAUGGUGUCGCGCUCAGCAAAGUCGACACCGACCAAAACAUAGACGACCUCAUCUACGCCGCCCAAAUCCGGACCGAAGUCGAAAAGACAAUGUCCAUCUGGCAAGCCAUGAAGAAGUACCCCAAGGCCAUCUUCUACUCCAUGAUUCUAUCCUUCUGCCUCGUCAUGGAAGGCUACGACGUCUCCCUACUCGGCAGCUUCUUCGGUCUGCCACAGUUCCGCAAACGAUUCGGCGAGCAGCUCCCCAACGGAGACUACCAAGUCACAUCGGCGUGGAUGUCGGGCCUCCAGAACGGCGGGCAGGUCGGCCAGAUCUGCGGGCUCAUGAUUGCGGGCGUCCUCGCCGAGCGGUACGGGUACAAGAAGACGCUGCUGGGGGCGCUGUUCAUGACCAUCGCCUUUAUUUUCCUGUUCUUCUUCGCCAAGAAUAUCGGGUACUUGUUUGCGGCGGAGGUGCUGUGCGGUUUGCCGUGGGGUGCGUUCCAGACACUCACUACUACGUAUGCUGCUGAUGUGACGCCUAUUCCGCUGCGGCCUAUUCUCACGACGUACGUGAACAUGUGCUGGGUUAUAGGGCAGCUGAUCAGCACGGGAACCCUGCGAGGUAUGCUGCAGAGAGAAGAUGACUGGGCGUGGAGAAUCCCCUACGCGAUACAAUGGGUGUUUCCGCCCAUUAUUAUACUAGGCGUGCUGUUUGCGCCUGAGAGUCCAACAUGGCUCGUACGAAAGGAAAGGGUGGAGGAUGCGCGCAAGGCUCUCCGCGAACUAACCCGCUCGACCGACGAAGAAAUCGACCAAACCAUUGCCAUGAUCUCCCACACCGAUAGACUGGAGAAACAUCUCCAGGAGGGCACAUCCUACCUCGACUGCUUCAAGGGCACGAAUCUGCGCCGCACCGAAAUCGCAUGCAUGGUCUGGGUCGCCCAAGUCUUCUGCGGCGUCUGGUUCGGUGGCAACGUAGUCUACUUCCUGCAGCAGGCGGGCUUUGAUUCCGAAAAGUCAUUCUCCUUUGGCGUGGGCACCAACGGCAUCGCACUGGCGGGCACCAUCGCCGCGUGGUUUGUUCUCCCGCGCGUUGGUCGCCGUGCUUUGUAUCUCGUCGGUCUGACGACAAUGCUGGUUGUGCUCAUGGCGGUUGGAUUCAUGGGCAUUCCGGAUCCGAUUCCCGCGCUGGGAUGGGCGUCCGGCGCCCUGAUGAUGGUGUACGUGGUGACGUAUGACUUGACUGUUGGACCUGUGUGCUACUGUCUCGUUGCGGAGAUUCCGUCUACGCGAUUACGUAUCAAGACGGUGGUUUUGGCGAGAAACAGCUAUAAUAUUGCGUGUAUUGGGGCCAACUUUUUGAAUCCGCCCAUUUUGAACCCGAGUUCGUGGAAUUUGAGGGGCAAGGGCGGCUUCAUCUGGUCUGCGUUUUGUCUGCUUUGUCUGGUGUGGUCGUAUUUUAGGCUUCCUGAGAGUAGGGGCCGAUCACCCGCCGAGUUGGACAUGUUGUUUGAGAAGGGCGUGAGUGCGAGGGAGUUUGGUGGCCAUUAUGUCGAGCCGUUUAGGAGGGAUUUGGUGGCGGAUGGGGAUCACCCUGUCAAGUCUGUGCCUAUGGACAUUGAGAAGUCUUGA
Molecule: messenger RNA, 1647 nt
Organism: Pochonia chlamydosporia 170
Lineage: Eukaryota; Fungi; Ascomycota; Sordariomycetes; Hypocreales; Clavicipitaceae
Product: sugar porter (SP) family MFS transporter
Exons: 1
Coding region: 1-1647 (548 amino acids)
Biological process (GO): carbohydrate transport; transmembrane transport
Cellular component (GO): membrane
Molecular function (GO): carbohydrate:proton symporter activity
Source: RefSeq, a predicted model, not a curated record